CACACAAGCCGAAGUCAAACCCAAAUUGGAGAUUUUCCCCAUGCAAGAAGUGCAAAGGAAACCAGUAGGCAAAUCGUUGAUUUUAACAUGCAAACCCAUCGUAGCUGACCCAAAUCUAGUAUCCGAUUUGCAAUGGAAGGAUAAUAUGAAUAAUACCAUACUGCCGAAACCGAACAAAUACUAUUAUCCACUGUAUGAUUCCAAAGGACGUAGAUUACCUACUGUCACUGGCCGCAAUCAGCCGCCGAUGUAUACGGAAACUCUGUCGGAAAGUUUGGCGCUGAUGAUCACCUCGUUGUCGGUCGAAAUGGAAGGCAAAUAUUAUUGCACCGCCUCCUAUGCAAAUACGGAAUUACUGGAAACGAGCGUUAUAAUUAAAACUUAUGUCGCCAUAACAUGGACAAAUGCUCCUGAGAAUCAAUACCCCAUACUUGGUGAGGACUACAUUGUCAAGUGUGAAGUGAAGGCUGAUCCCAACCCGACCAUAGACUGGCUCCGCAACGGUGAUCCGAUUCGCACCGGUGAUAAAUACGUUGUACAGACACAUGGCCUACUCAUACGUAAUGUCCAGGAAUCCGAUGAUGGUAUCUACACUUGCCGCGCAGCAGUUAUCGAAACUGGUGAACUACUCGAGCGCACCAUUCGCGUGGAAGUCUACAUCCGCCCGGUCAUAACACAUUUGCCAGACACACUGGAAGCUGUCGAGGGUAAACCAUUCGCCGCCAAUUGCACAGCUACCGGUAAACCAGUGCCAGAAAUCUCCUGGAUCAAAGAUGCUGCACAGCAAAAUGUCGCCACGGCCGAUCGCUUCCAAGUCAACCCACAAACUGGCCUACUGACCAUUAACUCCGUUACCCAAGAUGACUAUGGUACUUACACUUGCAUUGCCAAGAAUGAUGCUGGCGUUGUGGAUCAAAAGACUAAAUUGAAUGUACUUGUGCGUCCACAAAUCUAUGAAUUCUACAAUGUGACGGGUGUGAGUCAGAAAGAGAUUGCUAUUACUUGCCGUUCGAAGGGACGUCCAGCUCCUGCUGUCACCUUCAGACGUUGGGGUACCGAAGAAGAAUACGCACCAGGCUUACAAGCUGACGAUGAACGCAUCUCUUUGGAACAACAUUUCGAUGAAGAACGUGGCGAAAGUUCAGGCACACUACGCGUUACACGAGCUACACGCAACGAUGAUGGCCUAUAUCAGUGUAUAGCGCGCAAUAAGGGUGACACCGCCUACAAAACUGGCCAUAUAACCGUUGAAUUCCCACCAGACUUUACACACAUGAAGGAUCUGCCACCGGUGUUUAGCUGGGAGGAACGCAAAGCCAAUCUCAGCUGUCUGGCUUUGGGUAUACCAAAUGCGACAAUCGAAUGGCGUUGGAAUGGUCGUCCACUGAAAGAUGCCUACGACAAGAAUCUCGUUAUUAUCGGCGCUGGACCACGCAGCGAUCUCAUUGUACACCCAGUGGGGCGUCAAUAUUACUCGGUUUACAAAUGUAUCGCCACAAAUGUGCACGGCUCAGCCGAACAUGAUAUGCAAUUGAAAGAGGCACGUGUACCUGAUCUUGUUGCCGCCGCGAUACCACGCCAACUCACCGCCACAACAAUUACCUUCGAUAUACGUGGACCGCCAACGGAACUGGGUUUACCCGUUACAGCCUUUAGCGUGCAAUAUAAAGAAGCUAUUAAUCCCGAUUGGUCAACGGCGCAAAAUCGUAGCUGGUCACCAGACUCACCAUACAUUGUUGAGGGACUGAAACCACAGACAUCCUAUCAAUUCCGCUUUGCGGCACGCAACCAAGUCGGCUUGGGCAUGUGGGGCGUGAAUCAGCAACAAUCGACACCCAGACGCUCGGCACCCGAAGAACCCAAACCACUGCAUUCGCCGGUGCAAAACGACAAGGAGGAGCCCGUUGUAGUGUCGCCAUAUUCCGAUCACUUCGAGCUGAGAUGGAGCGUGCCAGCUGAUAACGGCGAACCCAUCGACUUCUAUCAAAUCAAAUACUGUCCAGGUGUAAAAAUGGCUGGCACUUGGCAUGAGCUGGAAAACCAAUGCGUUUCACAGGAUGUCAUCGAGACCACAUCUUACGAAAUGUCCCGCCUGAGCGGCAACACCUACUAUCGCAUUGAGCUGCGUGCGCAUAAUGUGAUCGGUUUCUCAUCGCCGGCAUCGAUUAUUAUGAAGACGACACGAGAUAAUCCUUAUAAUGGUGCGGCAACCAGCAUCCGAGGCACAGUGACUACAGCACAAAAAUGGCAGCACUGCUUACUGUUAAUUGCACUAGCAACAAUUGCAACAUUCGCGUGGCCACAACAGCAACAACAAACUAUGCACACGGUAAAAAUGGGCAACAAGCCGACGGCAGCAGUAGCGGUGAACUAAAUUAGCACACCCGCUAGGAAGCCGAAGUGGAGAUGUCGAAGAAGAAGAAGAAGAAGAAGAAGGAUCAUUCCUUGUAAUGAAGUAGUAAUUUAAAUAGCGAAACUUGUAAAUAAAAAAGAAAAACCAUACAAAUACAUGUGUAUGAUCUAAAAAAAAUCACCGACUAACACUUCCAUAUACAUAUAUGACUUCCACGCACGUUGCGAAAAUAUGUAUUCCGUUUUAAUGUACAAAAAUACCAAGCCAAAUGCAAUACCAUAUGAAAUAAUUUACAAUUAGAUCGGUAUUAGAAUUGUUUUUGUGUGAUUUAGCAAUGAGAAAAAAAUAAACAAAUACUGUUUUAACGAUGUGUGCUUCUACUGAUACCUUUAGCGAGUUUUGCGUUAAUCCAAUUGAUAAUAAAAAAAUUUAUAUGUAUAUACAAGAUUUAAAUAACAAUUUGUGCUUCACAUUGACAUUAGGCAAUUUGCUCUUCAUAUAGCGUGAAAAUUUAUUUAAACCUUGUUAAACCGUAGGUACUUAACUAAAUAAUGAAUUGUUAUCAAUUAAGUUUGAUGUUUGUAUGCCUUAAGCUCGAAACCGCGCGCAUUUAUUUACUGAAAGCAAAGAAAAUUAAAAAAAGUGUAACAAAUUCAUGUUUCUACGAAAAUAAUAGUAUUUGUAUUUGUAAAAUAAAAUAAAAGAAUUUUAACAGUGGAGAAUUUAUGUUUUGUUUCAAUUUUUAUUUUUUUCUAACAGCUGCUUACCUUUUAUACCCACGCGUACUUGUGGCCGAGGGUAUUUUACACCACUGUGUUUAUUUAUAUUUUGUUUGCGGACAAUAGCAAAAAUUGCAAUGGCGAACUACGGCAACACUAUUUUCUCUGAACUUAAACCGAAAUCCAACAGUCUGAAUCCCGAUUAGCGGUACUCGUAUAACUAACUAUUAACAGUUUUUGAUUAAAUUUUUUUUUCAACAGACAAUAGCAAAAUUUUUCAAAGACAAUUUAUUGACAUACUAUUUUUUCUGAGGUAGGGCAUUUAUCUAGUACCGAAAUACAGAAUCCCAAAUGCCGAGUCAUUUAUUUAAUAUAUUUUUUUACGGUCAAUAACAAAAAUUAGACUACGGUAAAACUAUUUUUCUGAAGUACGACAUCUAAUACCGAAAUACAGACUCCCAAAUGCCGGCACCAGGCAAGCAACUAUCAUUUUUUAAUUUUUCUUUUUUUGCCGAUUAUCGGUACGAGUGCUACAACUAGUUAAAUUUUGUAAUUAUCAUUUUUUUACGGACGAUAGCAAAAUUUACAAAAGCAAUUUAGAGCCAUACAAUUUUUAUGAGGUAAGGCAUUUGCUUGGUACCGAAAUCCAAAUCCUAAAUACCAGUUCAAGCAGGGCAUCUAAUACCGAAAUACAGCAGCCCGAAUCUCGAGACUACCAGCAAGUAAAAUUGUUUAAUAUAUAUAUGUUUUGCUAUCAAGGGCAAAAAUUACAACGGCGAACUAACACUAUUUAACACUAACACUAUUUUUUUUAUCUCCGGAAUCCCCAGUCCCGAACACCGGCACUAACAGAUACCUAUUUUUUUAAUAUUUGGCAGUGUAAACUCAAAACACAAACUGAGCUAAUUGCAAAAUAAGUUAAAUACUCCUUUUGAAUCCACCUUUCUAAAAGGUCAAACUUACCCAAAUUCAUGUAAAAAUAAAAAAGUGCCCAGAAAGUAAGGAUUUCCGUGAUCUGUACUUAAAUAAUUAUGAUAAGCAACACCCUGUUAGACACAAUUCUUAAAAGUAGUCGGGAAACCAUAAUUUCACACUCUUGUCUAACGAAUGCGAUCUAGAUAAAAUUUUCAGCUAGGAAGACAUGAAUUUCCAGUCCCGAAAUUUUCGGACGAUAUAGAUU
Messenger RNA from Anastrepha ludens (Mexican fruit fly), 4252 nucleotides. RefSeq names its product fasciclin-2 (gene Fas2). The record is from RefSeq and is a predicted model, not a curated record. Gene Ontology annotation, cellular component: axon; plasma membrane. The coding region runs from base 41 to 2374 and encodes 777 amino acids. Gene Ontology annotation, biological process: axon guidance; dendrite self-avoidance; homophilic cell-cell adhesion. Lineage: Eukaryota; Metazoa; Arthropoda; Insecta; Diptera; Tephritidae. Gene Ontology annotation, molecular function: cell-cell adhesion mediator activity. The transcript is spliced from 7 exons.